Messenger RNA from Talaromyces stipitatus ATCC 10500, 1726 nucleotides. Its product is annotated as cystathionine beta-lyase, putative. Gene Ontology annotation, molecular function: cystathionine gamma-synthase activity; pyridoxal phosphate binding. Lineage: Eukaryota; Fungi; Ascomycota; Eurotiomycetes; Eurotiales; Trichocomaceae. Gene Ontology annotation, biological process: transsulfuration. Bases 1 to 1644 code for a protein of 547 amino acids. The transcript is spliced from 3 exons. The record is from RefSeq and is a predicted model, not a curated record.
AUGGCACAGCAAGUUGGCGAUCCGCUGCCCCCAGGAGAUUAUUUCGGCGUCAGUGUGUAUCUCCCAACAUGGAAAGACACAUUGGCGUGGGCUCAGCGAGAUCCAGAAUUCCUGGCUACACUAAAAACUGGGUAUCCUCGAUUCUUUAUUCCACGAGUGGUAUUGGAGUUAGCCACGCGAGUACUGGAGCGCACUCAAAUCCCCUUCACCGAGCCCCAGUUCGCUAUCCUUACAGCGACAUACCGGGCUGCCGAAUGUUGUCGGUCGUACUUUGCAAAAGUCGGCAACCACGAUAGUCAAGUCAUCUGUUUUCGAUUUUCAGGUGAAAUUACCGUGCUAAAAGAAGGAGGAGGAGGAGGAAAUAUACCCUCUGAUGACACUCCGGACAAGCAGUUGUAUGCCAUAACAUACCCGGAGAGGUGGGCAUCUGAAGGUAAAGCAUUCUGGCAACAUACAGGAUCAGGUAUAACCAGUCGAUGUGCUGUUUAUUGGUUGGAGCAUGCGCCAUUUCUUGAGAAUCGACAAAUCUAUACCGAGAAGACCCCGGCAAAUUUGCCGCUUGAAGAGGGGAAUAAAGCCGUGAUCUCGAUGCGCCAGCGGAUUGCAGAGUCAGUGUCAUCUCAAUCUCUUCUCGUUCAAAUCGACGAUGUGACUCUAUAUCCGGCUGGUAUGUCGGCUAUCAGUAACAUUUCACUGUCCAUACGCAGCUUGUUUGAUAGACAGGACGGGAUUCACAGAGUGGCAGUUUUCGGAUUCCUGUAUGUCGACACAUUUAAAGUCCUAGGCAAGAUUCAUAGCAUGGAUUGUACCUUAUAUGGUCAUGGAACAACAGAGAACCUAGAUGCAUUGGAAAACGAUUUGGAGAAGGGUUUGGUUAUUGAUGCCUUGUAUACCGAGUUUCCCGGCAAUCCUCUCCUACGGUCACCGGACUUGGAACGCAUACAUCAACUAGCCCAAAAGCAUGGAUUCGUCGUAGUAGUGGAUGAUACAGUUACCACCUCUGUCAAUCUUGCUCUUUUCCCCUACUGCGACGUCAUCUGCACGAGCCUGACCAAGAUGUUUAGUGGAGCUUGCAACGUUAUGGGUGGAUCGAUCGUUCUUAAUUCUCAGUCGCCAUGGUUCUCUAGGUUAGAAUCCGCGAUGCUGAAGCACAAACCAGAACCAUACUUUAGCCUUGAUGCUAUUGUCAUGGAGAGAAACAGUCGAGAUUUCACAGAGCGUGUUCUGAAAGCCAGUGCUAAUGCUGAUAUCAUCGUCGAUAUGCUCAGAGGGCAUCCAUCAGUCGAUGAGAUAUUUUACCCAAAAGGCAGCUCGUCUCAGAAUCUUUACGAUAAGUUUCGAAGAAGCGAAGGUGGAUACGGCUUCCUUGUGUCAAUUCGGUUUGUAACGCCCGAAGCUGCGAUUGCGUUCCAUGAUGCGCUGGACGUAGCCAAGGGACCAAGCCUUGGGACAAACUUCACACUUUGCUGUGCAUAUACGUUGUUGGCGCAUUACUCAGAGCUGGAAUGGGCGGCAGAGUAUGGAGUGGUUGAGCAUUUGGUUAGGAUAAGUGUAGGUAUCGAGAGUCAGGAUCUUCUCAGGAAUAUUGUAGAUCGUGCCCUUGCUGCUGCGGAGAAUGCCCUCAGUGUCUUGAACGGAUCCUAGGAUGCAUUCGUGCUGGAAAUUAAGGGUUUAACCCCACGUUUGUAAGAAUAAAAACGAGCCCGACUCAAAAGGCAUGCAGUAC